Molecule: messenger RNA, 1833 nt
Organism: Cladophialophora carrionii CBS 160.54
Lineage: Eukaryota; Fungi; Ascomycota; Eurotiomycetes; Chaetothyriales; Herpotrichiellaceae
Exons: 6
Coding region: 1-1833 (610 amino acids)
Biological process (GO): regulation of DNA-templated transcription; DNA-templated transcription
Cellular component (GO): nucleus
Molecular function (GO): DNA-binding transcription factor activity, RNA polymerase II-specific; zinc ion binding; DNA binding
Source: RefSeq, a predicted model, not a curated record
AUGCCUCACAGUGAAAGCAGUGGCAACUCAAAGACCCAUUAUAGGUUCAAGCACCUCGCUUGCAAUUCUUGCCGAAAGCGCAAGCUGAGAUGCAACGGCAACCGUCCACUCUGCAAGACCUGCGAGACCACCGGCAGAGAAUGCGACUGGGAAGAUACUCUUCGGAAGACUGGACCUCGACGAGGUUACGUGAAAUCACUGGAAGCUCGACUCGCUGAGGUUGAGUCUCUGCUUGAAAACCAGAAAUUUACGGGCAGCGACCAGGGUCAAUCCCGAACUGUCUCGGACGAUGAUGGACUUGUGGCAAUUGAGCACGAUCUCCAUGCAACACUGUGGGACAGCUACAUGCCAGGUUACCAGCCUUUCGGAGAAGCGGCGGAAACUUUGACAGGUGAUGUUAUGCAGCAUUCGACAAGCCCAGAGCAGGAUACCAACAUGCAAUCUGGCAAGAAUACCGCUUCCUGGGAACUCGCCGCUGUUGGGCUCCAAGAGCCUUUGCCAAGUCAAGAAGCUAUCGACGAGCUACACCAAAUUUUCUUUGAGAAGAUUUAUCCUGGAGCGCCCAUCAUCAACAAAGGCAGGUAUCUCGCAGCGAUGAAUUUGCCAGCCACAUCGCGACUUCGGCCACCAGUCUGUCUUAGUUACACGAUUUGGUGCCUCGCCGCAUCUAUGAGCGAGAAUUAUAACGCUGUCACAGAGCACUUCUACCAUCGCGCCCGGAAGUACAUUGAUGUGGAUGAAAUGGCUGGCAGAGGCCAUGGCGUCGUUACUCUUGCGCAUAUCCAGGCGACAGCCUACCUGGCAACUUUCGAGACACGGAUGCUGUAUUUCCCCCGCGCAUGGUUGAGUGUUGGCAGAGCAAUUCGACUGUGUCAUAUGAUGAACCUUCACAGGCUGGACGGCGCUGGCUUUGACGUCAAGGAAAUGCUGCCGUCAGCAAUGGACUGGGCCGAGCUGGAGGAGAGGAGGCGAGUAUUCUGGGCAGUCUUUGUACAUGAUAGGUACCAGAGUCUAGCAUCAGGCUGGCCAUCUGUUAUCGAUGAGCGAGAUAUUGCCACCAACCUGCCCGCGAGUGAGCAAGAGUUCAUAACAGGGAAGGCCACUCGACCAUCAAUUUCCCUACAAGUUGCCAUGACUCCAGAUGGUAUCAAGAACCUAACUCUUUUUGCAGCGACAGCCAUGAUAGCAGCUGUCGUCGGUCGAACUCUGACGCAUCUCCACCGGAAAGAGAUUGACGACGGCAGCCAGGAAGAUCCCGACAGUGCCUUUCGGAGACGGCAUGACUACCUCGACAAAGUAUUGCUGAACACCCUUGAAUAUCUCCCAACUCAGUUGCAGAUUGGCUCGAGUCUUCUCAACCCCACAGCGGUCCAGCUACACAUCAACAUCCAAGCAAGCACGAUUUGUCUACACCAGGCUGCAAUCUGCAAAGCCAGGAGUGCGCCAGGCAACGGAUUCGAUUUGGUGGAGAGCGGCAUGAGGUGUCUAGGAGCAGCAGAAACGAUGAUGACCAUUUUGCGGGUCGUCGAUGCUGCUAUCAUGGCGAAGGCCGGGCCGUGGUUGCCGUUCUGUCUGUACCUCGCCGCCCGGGUCUUCGUUCAAGAAUUGUCCGAACCAGAUCCUGUCGAUGCCCUCAAACAUUCAGAGUCGCUGAAUCUGCUCAUGGGCAUGCUCAGAUCCAUGAAGGCAAGGAUCCCAUACACGGUGACACUGCUUCUGCAGUUGGAGAGGGAUAUUGCUCGGUUUGGAACGUCAAAUCCGAUAGGGCAUAUUGUUGUCCCCGUCGGUGAUAUCACGGAGGUAUAUUCCCUCAAGCGUGCAACAACGGCAUGA